Molecule: messenger RNA, 525 nt
Organism: Vicia villosa (hairy vetch)
Lineage: Eukaryota; Viridiplantae; Streptophyta; Magnoliopsida; Fabales; Fabaceae
Product: probable alkaline/neutral invertase F
Exons: 1
Coding region: 1-525 (174 amino acids)
Biological process (GO): sucrose catabolic process
Molecular function (GO): endo-alpha-N-acetylgalactosaminidase activity; sucrose alpha-glucosidase activity
Source: RefSeq, a predicted model, not a curated record
AUGGAUUUCCGUUGGUUCUGUCUUGGUAACUGCAUUGCAAUUCUGUCAUGUUUGGCUACUUCUGAGCAAUCCACUGCAAUCAUGGAUCUCAUAGAAUCGCGUUGGGACGCAUUAAUUGGCGAAAUGCCUGCAAAAAUAUGCUAUCCAGCACUCGAAAAUCAUGAGUGGAGGAUCACAACAGGCUGUGACCCUAAAAACACUAGAUGGAGUUACCAUAAUGGAGGGUCUUGGCCGGUUCUUUUAUGGCUUCUUACCGCGGCUUCGAUCAAGACGGGAAGGCCGCAUAUUGCGAAACGUGCGCUUGACAUUGCUGAGGCAAGAUUGUUGAAGGAUAAUUGGCCUGAAUACUAUGAUGGAAAGCAUGGUAGGUACAUUGGGAAGCAAGCUAGGAAAUGCCAAACUUGGUCUGUUGCUGGAUACUUGGUGGCUAGGAUGAUGCUGGAUGAUCCAUCACAUUUGCGUAUGGUGGCUUUUGAGGAUGAUAAACUCCUAAAGCCUCAACAUAGAAGAUCAAAUUCUUGGUGA